This is a messenger RNA of Zingiber officinale, 1461 nucleotides long. Its product is annotated as acyl-CoA-binding domain-containing protein 3-like. The transcript is spliced from 5 exons. Gene Ontology annotation, biological process: fatty acid metabolic process. Bases 153 to 1157 code for a protein of 334 amino acids. The record is from RefSeq and is a predicted model, not a curated record. NCBI's taxonomy places the organism in Eukaryota, Viridiplantae, Streptophyta, Magnoliopsida, Zingiberales, Zingiberaceae. Gene Ontology annotation, molecular function: fatty-acyl-CoA binding.
GAAAAGCCAGCGCGGUAACUGCUCGCACGUAAGCCGGGAAGAUACCCUUUGGCGCCCUUUGUUCUCCACGUUUCCUCUCUGUCUCCUCUCUCUCUCUCUCUCUCUCUCCACCUUUUGCCACUUUUGCCGUGGACAACUGGGAGGAGCUAACAAUGGAUUUCUUGGAGGAAUUUCUACUUACUGCGCUUAUCUCCGUCCUGCUCGCCUUCCUCUUUGGGAGCUUCUCCGCCGACAGGCCAGAGGCGGCAUCUGCCGCGGCGGAGGAUUUUGGGCCCCGGCCGAGGGCCUUGAAUCCGAUCCAGGCGGAGGAGAUGGAGGGGAAGUCGUCGGUCAUUGCCCUUGGUGAAUCCAGUUGCACCGAUGCCGAGGUCGAGGAGGAAAGAUCGGAUGCGAAUGGAUUGGAAAAGGACGGGGUUGUUGUUGGAUUUGACCGCAAGAAUGAAGAGUUUUUUGACGGGGUAGUCGGGAAUGGAAGAAUUGAGGAUGAUUUAGAGGAGCCGGGUGAGGCAAAAUCGGCGGAGCAAGUCGCGGAACUGGGCGGCGAACUGGUUGGAAACAAGGAAGAGGCAGGGCAUGUUGACGAGGGUAAUUGGAAAUCGUUGCUUCAAGGGGAGGAUGAAUGGGAAGGGAUCGAGAGAAGCGAUACGGAGAAAUUAUUUCGAACCGCGAGCGAGUUCGUCGGCAGCGAUGUAGGUGGAGAGGCAGUGUCGAAACUGAGUAAUGAAGUGCAAAUGCAGUUGUACGGACUGCAUAAGGUUGCGACCGAAGGGCCGUGCAAUGAGCCACAACCCCUGGUUUUGAUGAUGUCUGCUCGCGCCAAAUGGCAUUCAUGGCAGCAACUAGGAAAUAUGAAUCCAGAAGCUGCUAUGGAACAGUAUAUCAACCUUCUUACUGAAAGUAUUCCUGAAUGGAUGGUGGAGACGUCCAAAGUGGAAGACAAAGGUCAUGAUGCCAAUGAUCCUCCUGCAGCAGAUGUCUUGAAAAUAGGUCAUGUUGAGUCAAAGUCCUCUCAAUCUAAAUCCGAAACUGAAAUUGUAGAAAAUUCGUCAUCUGCAGCUGUCACUGAAAAUCUAGAGGCAGGUUCCCAACUUUUAAAACAAGGGUUGGCAAAUAUGUUGCUUUUCACCCUGAUCUCACCUACUAGAGUGGCAUUCUGAAUUUAUUACAAGCUUGGCCGAGCAUGUCUCUGAGGAAUUAAUGCUCGAGUUUCAAAUUGGUUCAAAUGUAUAGUAGCUUGCUGAUGGUGCACAGGAUUAUUAUUCGUCAUAACUGGUGGAUUGUCUUUUAGUGCUUGUUAAGUACUUGAGGUUGUAUAUAUUGUAUAUAUCUAGUAAACAUCUACAUUUAAUGGGGUUGCCAGUGGAACAAGGGCAUCUUCCGUAAAGAUUGUUCGUUUACAGUGCUCAAACUUUCAAUUGUGCUUAUCAGAAAAGAUUAAUGAAGGAUGCCUGUUGAAAUCUA